This is a messenger RNA of Triticum aestivum (bread wheat), 986 nucleotides long. RefSeq names its product probable 3-beta-hydroxysteroid-Delta(8),Delta(7)-isomerase. Bases 135 to 809 code for a protein of 224 amino acids. Gene Ontology annotation, biological process: sterol biosynthetic process. Gene Ontology annotation, molecular function: C-8 sterol isomerase activity; steroid Delta-isomerase activity; cholestenol delta-isomerase activity. Gene Ontology annotation, cellular component: endoplasmic reticulum; membrane. Lineage: Eukaryota; Viridiplantae; Streptophyta; Magnoliopsida; Poales; Poaceae. The record is from RefSeq and is a predicted model, not a curated record. The transcript is spliced from 4 exons.
GAGGUUGUGCAUUUGAUUAACUUGUUAGGGAGGCGAGCUGUUGCGCCUGCAGAAGAAGAGGUUACAUAGAGCUCAAGCAGAAUCUCUCCAUCGCACAACUCGCUCUCUCUUGGCCCAUCCAUCUAGAUCCAUCCAUGGCGGCGAUAGGCGGCCACCCUUACUCGCCAAGUGACCUGGAGCUCCCCGGUUUCGUGCCGCAGCAGCUUUCACCCAUCGAACUCGUGGUGCCCCUCAUAGGCACUUCUCUCUUGGUCAUCACGGUGAUCUGGCUUGUCUCCGGCCAUGUCCUCAAUAGUGGAAGACCCAGCAGACUAUCAAAGGCGGACCGUUUGCUCAUGUGCUGGUGGGCAAUCACUGGGUUGACCCACCUAAUCAUCGAAGCACCCUUGCUCUUCACCCCAAAUUACCUUACCAAGGAAAAUCCCAGUUUUUUUGAUGAAAUAUGGAAAGAGUACAGCAAAGCUGACUCCAGAUAUGCCACCGGGGACACCACAACCACCGCGAUCGAAGUCAUUGCGGUUUUUCUACAAGGCCCUUUAUCACUUUUUGCUGUUUACGCUAUUGCUUCCAGAAAGUCCUACAACUACAUUCUACAGUUCGGUGUAUCUAUGAGCCACCUCUACUCAAUGUUGAUUUUCUACAUUACCGCCUACUUAGACGGCAUGAACUUCUGUGCCAGUCCAUUCUACUUCUGGACAUAUUUUGUUGGUGCAAACUCCCCAUGGGUUGUGAUUCCAACGUUGAUAGCAAUAAGGAGCUGGAAGUUGAUAAGCCAAGCAUCUCAGUCUUGCAAGGUGAAUCAAGACUAAGUAAACCAACUCUUUGCCCUCGGCACCAUAAUUAUUUGGGCAGUAUGACACCUGCGCGGAUGGGAACCACAAUUUUACUAUUUCUACACUGGUUGCGGUGAUGUGUGUUCCAUGAUACAAUGAUUCCUAUGUUUCAAACACAAUUGCAAUCGAAAUAAAUAUUUUUACCUUUUUAAA